Molecule: messenger RNA, 1634 nt
Organism: Melopsittacus undulatus (budgerigar)
Lineage: Eukaryota; Metazoa; Chordata; Aves; Psittaciformes; Psittaculidae
Gene: TSLIG1
Product: zinc finger and BTB domain containing 8 opposite strand
Exons: 8
Coding region: 386-880 (164 amino acids)
Biological process (GO): tRNA splicing, via endonucleolytic cleavage and ligation
Cellular component (GO): tRNA-splicing ligase complex
Source: RefSeq, a predicted model, not a curated record
GCUGAGGAGGCUCCUCUGGGAGCCGCCAUUUUCCGGAGGGGCCUCGCUCGCUCUUAAAGCGGCAGCGCCCGGCGCUGAGGGACGGUACCGGGGAGGGAACCGGGGCCGGGAGCCAUAAAGGGCCGUGGCUGUGGUAGCGGCUUCCUCCGGUCACCACAGCCGUGGACAGACCGUGUGGGACCCAACCGGACCGGAUCGGUGCGUGUGUGGGGCCGAGGCCUGGCCCUCCCCACAGGGCUGCCCAGGCGCCUCCGGAGCAUCCUCAAGCUGCUUUUGCGUUAUUAAUUCAGCAUCACCAGGAAGUGAGGCAGGAUUGAAGCGCUGGCAGGUGGGGCCAUGCUUCCGUGCACCAGGAAGUGAGGAGUGUGAUUCCAGCCCCGCAGCUAUGGCAGCUGAUGAGAGGGACUACAACCUGACCGAGGAGCAGAAGGCCAUCAAAGCCAAAUACCCACCACUCACCAAGAAGUAUGAAUACCUGGAUCACACAGCAGAUGUGCAGCUACAUGCCUGGGGAGACACUUUGGAAGAGGCCUUUGAGCAGUGUGUUAUGGCCAUGUUUGGCUACAUGACUGAUACAGAGACUGUGGAACCUGUGGAUACAGUAGAGGUGGAGGCAGAAGGCCAUGACAUGUUGUCUCUUCUCUUCCACUUCUUGGACGAGUGGCUGUAUAAAUUCAGUGCUAAUGAGUUUUUUAUACCCAGGGAGGUGAAAGUGCUUUACAUUGACCGAAUGCAAUUCAAAAUAAGAUCAAUUGGGUGGGGAGAAGAGUUCUCUUUACCCAAACACCCUCAGGGCACAGAGGUCAAAGCCAUAACUUACUCAGCCAUGCAGAUCUGUGAAGAUGAAAAGCCAGAAGUCUUUGUCAUCAUUGAUAUUUAAAGCAAGAAAAGCGUGGUCCGGUGAAUACUUGUCGUUGGCUGGCAAAAGCCUCUUUAAUGCCAUGGAAGUAACAAAGGAAUUAGCCAACUAAAGCCACAAACUGAAGGGAGUAAUUGCAGGGAAUGUCAGCCUGUGUUUUGACUUGAGGAUGGUGAGACAGAGAAAUACCUGCAUGCCAGGAAAAAUAACUAGUCAGGGUUUGGGGGAAUGCUGAGAAGAAGAGAGAGAACUAUAGGGUUUCAGAGCCUCUCAGGAAUGCUGGUAGUCAGCUUUUAAGGCUGACACGUCUUAUGUGCUGUAUAAACCAAAUAGAGAAAUUAGUGGAGCUGCUAGCUAAAAUACUGCCUUUUUGUAGGGUGGCAGAUCUGUUCAACUACAUGAUUUCAUUUGUAGAUCUAAGUGUUCAGAUUCUGAGGUGUGAUCCCUCCUCCAUAUUUUAUAUAAAGGGUCCAAACCCCUUGCAGUGGGUCGGGAUUUAAUGUAGACAAAUUUUGGACAAUUGAAAGGACAGUCCAACCAUACUGAUGAAAACCAACCCACGCCACCUCUGCCUUCAAACAAAGUCAUGCCAGCAGGUGGUGCUGAACUGCUGUAAAUAAAUUCCCAUAUGCAAUGCUAAAGCAAGUGACCACAUACAUAGAAUCAUAGAAUAGUUAGGGUUGGAAAGAGCAUCCAGUUCCAACCCCCUGCCAUGGGCAGGGACACCUCACACUAAACCAUGGCACCCAAGGCUCUGUCCAACCUGGCCUUGAAC